Messenger RNA from Oncorhynchus keta (chum salmon), 528 nucleotides. RefSeq lists its product as uncharacterized. Gene Ontology annotation, cellular component: extracellular region. Lineage: Eukaryota; Metazoa; Chordata; Actinopteri; Salmoniformes; Salmonidae. Gene Ontology annotation, biological process: negative regulation of endopeptidase activity. The record is from RefSeq and is a predicted model, not a curated record. Gene Ontology annotation, molecular function: endopeptidase inhibitor activity.
AUGGCGCCCCUCCCCGGUGACCCCUGCGGUGGGGUGCCAGGGCCCGGAGGUCCAGAGGAAGGCCUGGACCAGAUCAAUUCUGACCUCACCGAAGGAUUCAUCCUCAGCCUCAACAGAAUCUAUGAUAUAAAGGUGAGUAAAGGUGCUGAAGGAGCAGGCGUGCUGUUCAACCUGACCAUAGACGUGCUGGAGACAAAGUGUCAUGUGAUCAGCAAGAAGCCGUGGAAGAAAUGUGAAGUAAAGGAUGUAGCUAACGUACCAGUGUAUGGGCAUUGUAUGGCAUCUAUCUCUGUUGGGAAGAGUGUGGAAAUGUGCAGCUAUAAAUGUGCCAUGCAACAAGUGCCUGCCACGGUCAUCGUCGACACGUGUCCAGACUGUCCAACAGUAGUGCAGCUGAAUGACCCCGUCCUAGCGGAGACGACCAAUCUCCUCCAGAAAUACAAUAUAAUGAAUCGCCUGCCAAACUACUUCACCCUCCUCAACGUAACAGGAGCUACAAUGCAGGUCUGUGAGACCGUCCUGUUGUAG